AUGGCGGCUGUCAGCCAAUGCUGUGCCCUCUUGCUUGCGUCUUGGACGCUGUCUCCUCUUGUUUCCCUUCCUUCGAGCAGCGGUCCCUACCAUGACACCCUCGCCUCCUUCUGGUCUGCACAAGAAGCCUCACUCCAGCCAGCCUGCGUGUUCUCUCCCACCGACGCGUCGCACGUUUCUACCGCUCUCGCAAUCCUUUCCAGUCACACCGACUGCCAAUUCGCAAUCAAAAGCCACGGUCAUGCACCUGCCGCUGGCUUCGCCAACGUCGCCGACGGUGUCACCAUCGACCUCUCUAGUCUUAACUCCGUCCAAGUCAAUGUGGACGCAUCGAUUGUUCGUGUUGGAGCAGGUGCUUCAUGGCUCGAAGUCUACCAAGAGUUAGACACCCAUCGGGUUGCUGUUGCAGGAGGGCGGAACGGGGGAGUUGGUGUUGGCGGACUUCUCCUGGGUGGCGGCAUAUCCUACUUCGGACCACGAGUCGGGUGGGCAUGCGAUGCUGUCGACAGCUUCCAGGUUGUUCUUGCCGGCGGGCAGACCGUAACUGCAAGUCAAAGACAACAUCCUGACCUGUUUCGCGCACUCAAAGGCGGCGGAAAUAACUUGGGCGUGGUCACAAGCGCCGACUUGCGCUCGUUCCCGCAGGGCGACAUACUUGCGGGCACUCUUGCCCAUAACAUCUCUGAUCGGGAAGCCGUGUUCAAGGCAAUUGCUGACCUAGCAUCUGCGAAAGACUACGACGAGUACGCAAGCAUCGUUCUCUCCGUCAACUUCAGCCCAUCGAGUAGAACAUGGACUCUGAGUGAAGUCCCGGUCUACACAAAGCCAGAAUUGCGUCCUCAGGUUUACGCGCCGCUCUUUGCAGUCCCAAACACGACCGAUUCGCUGCACAUCACCAACCUCAGCACAUACGCAAACGAGUCGCCAAUACCCCAACUCGGAUUUGUUUUUUACACCGGCACCUACGCGGCAACACAAGAGACACUCAGCACCGUUUUCGACGUCGCAAAUAAAACGCUGAUGGGCUUCGAGCAGCCCGAAGGCAUGCUGCUGUGGUCCGUUGCUUUCGAACCACUCCCAACCAAGUUCACACAACGAGCACACAAUACUGGGGGCAAUGUCCUCGGUACCCAGCCCAGCGAUGGGAACGCAUUCAUCGUCCUCAUGUCUGCAACAUUCGCCAAUCCAGACGCGAACAAUGAGGUCGAGGGUCUGUCGAAAGAGCUGAUGAAGAACAUCAACGAAGAAACUCGCAAGCGCGGUCUCUUGCAUCAAUUCCAGUAUUCCAAUUAUGCGGAUCCGAGCCAGGACCCCAUUGGAAGCUACGGCGCAGAGAAUGUCGACAGCAUACGCCGCGCAAGCAAGAAAUACGAUCCAAAUAACGUCUUCCAAAAGCAAGUGCCGGGUGGAUUCAAACUAGUUUAA
Mycena indigotica is the source of this 1425-nucleotide messenger RNA. RefSeq names its product FAD-binding protein. The record is from RefSeq and is a predicted model, not a curated record. The coding region runs from base 1 to 1425 and encodes 474 amino acids. Lineage: Eukaryota; Fungi; Basidiomycota; Agaricomycetes; Agaricales; Mycenaceae. The transcript is spliced from 2 exons. Gene Ontology annotation, molecular function: FAD binding.